AUGAGCCUUAUCUUGCUUGACUUUCCACGUGGUCUGGUGAAAUACCGAAGCAAAGUGGGCAUUCGGAAGGAAUACCAGAAGUCUGAACUUCCUGAGUACGUAAAGAUAAUAGAAGUUGGGCCCAGAGAUGGAUUGCAAAAUGAAAAGGUCAUAGUACCAACUGAUAUAAAAAUUGAGUUAAUCAACCAGCUUGCCAAAGCAGGAUUGCCUGUCAUAGAAGUGACCAGUUUUGUUUCCUCAAAAUGGGUACCUCAGAUGGCAGAUCACACAGAAGUAAUGAGAGGGAUCGAACGGCAUCCUGGAGUCCGAUAUCCUGUUCUCACUCCUAAUCUUCGAGGUUUCCAUUCUGCUAUCUCAGCAGGAGCUACAGAAGUCUCAGUAUUUGGCGCAGCAUCUGAAUCUUUUAGCAAAAGGAACAUCAAUUGUUCCAUAGAAGAAAGCAUAGAAAGAUUUGAAGAAGUUGCUAAAUUGGCAAGAAAUAUGAAUAUUCCGGUGAGAGGGUAUGUAUCUUGUGCUUUGGGAUGCCCAUAUGAAGGAAACAUCAAACCAGUUAAAGUGGCAGAAGUCUCUAAAAGACUGUACAGCAUGGGCUGCUAUGAGAUUUCGCUAGCAGAUACAAUUGGUGUGGGGACUCCUGGAAGUAUGAAAAGAAUGUUGGAAGCUGUUAUGAAGGAAAUCCCACUGACUGCUCUUGCUGUUCACUGUCAUGACACAUAUGGCCAGGCAUUAGCCAAUAUUCUCACAGCUAUGCAG
Molecule: messenger RNA, 753 nt
Organism: Alligator sinensis (Chinese alligator)
Lineage: Eukaryota; Metazoa; Chordata; Crocodylia; Alligatoridae
Product: 3-hydroxymethyl-3-methylglutaryl-CoA lyase, cytoplasmic-like
Exons: 7
Biological process (GO): L-leucine catabolic process; ketone body biosynthetic process
Cellular component (GO): cytosol; endoplasmic reticulum
Molecular function (GO): hydroxymethylglutaryl-CoA lyase activity
Source: RefSeq, a predicted model, not a curated record